UGAUGCGCCGCACCGGCCAAUGGGCGCGCGGGGAGGCGCGGGCCGCGGCGGCGGGCUGGGGGCUCCGAGCUCCCGGGCGUCAGUCUGGCCGCGGCGACGGCGGCAGGAGCGCGUCCCGGCGUCGCCUCGGGCUCCGCUCGGCUUGGGGGCUGCUCGGGGAGGAGGAGAGCCAGGCGAGGCGCCAGGCCCGCGGGCUGGGCGCAUGGCUUAGGGACGCCCCCGGCCGCCGCAGCCCCAGCAUGGGGAAACUUCACUCCAAGCCGGCCGCCGUGUGCAAGCGCAGGGAGAGCCCGGAAGGUGACAGCUUCGCCGUGAGCGCCGCCUGGGCUCGGAAGGGCAUCGAGGAGUGGAUCGGGAGGCAGCGCUGCCCGGGCGGCGUCUCCGGACCCCGGCAGCUGCGGUUGGCAGGCACCAUAGGCGGAGGCACCCGGGAGCUUGUGGGCGACGUGUUGAGAGACACACUCAGUGAGGAGGAGGACGACGACUUCCGGCUGGAAGUGGCCCUGCCUCCUGAGAAGACCGACGGGCUGGGCAGUGGAGAUGAGAAGAAGAUGGAGAGAGUGAGCGAACCCUGCCCGGGCUCCAAGAAGCAGCUGAAGUUUGAAGAGCUCCAGUGUGACGUGUCCGUGGAGGAGGACAGCCGGCAGGAGUGGACCUUCACCCUGUAUGACUUUGACAACAAUGGCAAGGUCACCCGAGAGGACAUCACCAGCUUGCUGCACACCAUCUAUGAGGUGGUGGAUUCCUCCGUCAACCACUCCCCGACAUCGAGCAAGAUGCUGCGGGUGAAGCUCACAGUGGGCCCCGAUGGCAGCCAGAGCAAGAGGAGCGUCCUUGUCAAUCAGGCCGACCUGCAGAGCACGAGGCCCCGAGCAGAGACCAAGCCGGCUGAGGAGCUGCGGAGCUGGGAGAAGAAGCAGCGAGCCCCACUUAGGUUCCAGGGUGACAGCCGCCUGGAGCAGUCUGGCUGCUACCACCAUUGCGUGGAUGAGAACAUUGAGAGGAGAAACCACUACUUAGAUCUCGCCGGGAUAGAAAACUACACCUCCCAGUUUGGGCCUGGCUCCCCUUCUGUGGCCCAGAAGUCAGAACUGCCCCCCCGCACCUCCAACCCCACUCGAUCUCGCUCCCAUGAGCCGGAAGCCAUCCACGUCCCACACCGAAAGCCCCAAGGCGCGGACCCAGGCUCCUUCCACUUCCUUGACACCCCAAUCGCCAAGGUCUCGGAGCUCCAGCAACGGCUCCGGGCCACCCAGGACGGGAGCAAGCACUUUGUGAGGUCCCCCAAGGCCCAGGGCAAGAGCGUGAGUGUGGGCCACGUGGCCAGAGGGGCAAGAAACAAACCACCUCUGGGACCCGCCGUCCCUGCGGUGUCCCCCUCCGCCCACCUGGCCACCAGCCCAGCCCUCCUCCCCUCCCUGGCUCCCCUCGGGCACAAGAAGCACAAGCACCGAGCCAAGGAAAGCCAGCAGGGCUGCCGGGGCCUGCAGGCACCGCUGGCCCCAGGCGGCCCGGUCCUGGGGCGGGAGCACCUUCGGGAGCUGCCUGCCGUGGUGGUGUACGAGAGCCAGGCUGGGCAGCCAGUCCAGAGACAUGAGCACCACCACCACCACGAACACCACCACCAUUACCACCACUUCUACCAGACAUAGAGCGCCUCCCCAGGGCCCCACCCCGCCAUAUGAAGGACCCUGCCCCCAACACCCCAAGGCAUUAUUAUUCUAUUAAUUAUUGUUAUUAUGACGAUUAUUGUUAUUAAUAAUUAUUGUUACUCCACUAAUAUUUAGCUAGCCUUCAUGUAGAAGAUCUAUGGAAACACAGAACUAAACUUUUAUUUAUAUGUUGUGGGGACUGCAUAACUAGCCCAGGAAAUGACUCUGGUUUGGAGUGGCCUGUAAUGGGCAGAGGCUCCCUCAAGGCUCAGGAGCUGCAGCGUCGUCUGUGCGGAUCAGCCCAUACCCUUCCCAGAGCCAGGGAGCCCUCAGCCCCAACUCUGCCCUACCCCAGCCUCUUCCAGGAGAGUCCCCUUCCCUGGCCCAGCUUCCAGAGACCCUCGAAAUCUCCGAGAAGAUAAACAGCUGCUACCUCUCAGUAUUAUCCUGAUUUUAUUUUGCCCUUAACUGAUUGUAAUGUGCUACAAGGGAUUUCAGUGGACUGCAGAGCGAGAACUUCUUGCUGUUGUGUUUUUAUGUCCCAACCUAGAAACCUUAGCUGUCUUUUCUGGAGUUGUCUUUCAUGCUUUUCCAGUGAAAUCAAGCCCUUACCCCCAAAGCAGUCCCAUCUCUUUUGCCAUGCACAACAUGAAAAUCCACUUCUCUUCCUCCUCCUCCUCCUCCUCCUCCCCCCCCCCCGUCGUCCUCCUCCUCCUCCUCCUUCUCCUCCUCCUCCUCUCUUUUUUAGAGCGAUACACAUGCACAUAUUUAAGGACUAUCGCUGAGACCAUCCUUCUCAUUUUGGAAACUGCUAGGGAGGAAACCAACCACUUAAACAAGUGUGGUUUUCCAAGAUCCAGGCAAUUGUGUGCUGUUGGUUGUGGUGGAGGAUGUGGCAGAUAUAUAUGUACCUCCACGGUUCUCUAACAGAGCUUUCUGUAUCUAUAGAUAGAUGCCAUCUGUCCAUUUCUAUGUAUCUUUCUAUAAAUAUGUACUCUCAGGUAUCUUUUCUGGUGUGUAGAAAUCAGUGGUUUGCUUCUCUGGACACUUCUGGAGCUCAGAUGUGACCCUGCUUGUCUCCUUUUGGGACUGGAGGGCUCUCAGAUGCUUUCAUCAGAGGUCCAUUCUCGGGUUGCAGGGUCUGACGGAUUUUGGAGAGAACUGCUGGGGUACAGAAGCUUGGAGGGAAAGGGGGACUGUGGCCUGAGUUGAGACUCUGGAGCAGCGUCCUCUGCAGAGAAGGAUUUUGUCUAGCCAGAGCCUGGAGAAACCUGAGAAAGAAACAGUCAGCUAGCCAGGGUCUCAGAGAAAAGCAGAUCACACACUCAAAUUGGAUAAUUUGAGCAGAGUUUUUAAUAAAGGCAAUAUUUACAAAGUGUGGCUAAGCCUCCCGUGAGAGUGCAGAACCCUGAAGCUACAGUGUGGGGCGCUACUCCCACCCCUGGGCCUGAGUGGGGAAGGAGUUAUCUUUAGCAGACAGGAAUGCUGGAGGAGUGAGAGGGGCACCUGAGAGCUGUGACCUUUGCUCAAAGGAUGCAGCCAGUCAUGGGACCCUCCAGGGAAAUUAACAUUCUGAGCCACUUUCCUGCCUCCUCUCAAUCCAGUGGCUGAGGCUGCUAGAAGCCACUGGGCCAAGGGGGCUUGUUGAUAUGGCUCACAUGGGCAUGUUCCCAGGUCAGAGAGGAGAGCGGAGAGUGAAUCUAGAGGGACACAAAAGGGAGAAGCAACUCCAGCUGCCUUUCUUUCUGCUGUUUUUUCUCGCAGCUGGGAUCCUCUUUUCCAGGGCUUCGAGUUUGGGUUUAAUGUAGUUAGUAAGGAGUUACUUCCAAAGGCAGUGGGCUUAGUUGUCACCAUAUUAUUAAUUUUAUUAAUGACUGAUGUGCCUGGGAUUGGAUUAAUACAUUAAUCCUUAGGACAGCCCCAUGAAGCAGCUUGGUGGCGGCUCACGGAGCAUGUCUGAGGCUUAGAAGCUUGUAACUCCCUUGAGACCACACAGCGGGCAGAGCUGGAUUCUGGUCUCCCACUCGCCAUUGGUGCAGGGCUUAAUCAUGGCCAUGUGCUUCUUUUGGGUUGUGAGUUUCUGUUCAGUGAGAACUCAGCUCAGUCCAAAGUGAACAAAACCAAGUUGGGAGGCAGGGAGGGAGCUGGCUUUGAGAUGACAGGGCCCAGGAUGUGAAUGCAGCUGAGACAGGUUCUCGUACCUCCCUCUUGUCCCCUGGAUUGAUACUUGUGCCCAAUUACAUGCUUGGUCAGGGAACCCUGGCUUCUGGCAUUCUGGGUCCCCUAACCAUAAGGAAAAGGUGCUUACAUUAGUGUAAAUUCCAGGGCAGGAUUCUGAUUGGCUGGGCUUAGCUCUGGUACCCAUAGCUGAUCCAAUCAUGUGACCGCUGGGGUCACAUGGCCAACCUACCACAAGAGGGUGGGGUCUGUACUGGAAGACAGGAGGGAACAGGUGCAGAGCAGACAGGAAGUAAUGGUGUUCCAGGCUCUGAAUUGCUGCAACCCUGGAGGCCAGCUGGGAGUUGGGACUACUGGUUUUAGAACAGUUCCUCUGCCUCCCUGAGCUUCACACCUGUCAGGAUUCUGUUACUUCUUGGAAACUGGGACUUGCCCAAUUUUAAAAACAUUAUUUAAAAAAAAGUAAUGUGCACAUGUAAAAGAUUCAAAUAGUACACAGGUGUACAGUCAAAAGUAAAAUUCCCUCCAUCCCAGGCCUGCCAGCAUCCCUGAUGCCAGCUUUCUGGGUGUGGUCUAGGGCCUCAGUGUAGUGCGGGGGUUGUGAGCACAGACUCUGGCGCCAGCUUGCUGGGUUCAAAUGCUGUCUCCCUUUUUGUAGCUCUGUGCUUCAAGUGAAAUACUGUGCCUCAGUUUCUCCUUUAGAAAGGCGGGGCUCAUGGCAGUGCCUGGCCUGUGUGAGAACUAUGAAAGUGUUAGCUGUUCUUUACCAGAAUAAAUACAUUUAUAUAUCUCCCAUAUGCAUUUUGUUAAUUUUUAAAAUAUUUUAAACACAAAGUUUGAAACAGGCAAUUGUGUAACAGUAACUGUGAACUCACCUCCCAGAAUUUACAAAUGCUGACAUUUCACAAUAUUUAUUUCAGAUCUAUUUUUAAGGGGGAGAAAAAAAACCCUGCAGUUACUGCUUAAUCCUCUUCCCACCCACCCUUUUAUUUUCACACAAGGAGCAUAGUGUUCAUACUUAUGCCGUUUUUUUCAGUAACUGAAUAUAUUUGGAGAUCUCCCUCCCUAGGUCAUAGAGCUCUGCCCCCUUCUAGCAGCUGCUCAGCCUUCUGUGACUAGAGGUGCUGUCACCAGCUUGCCCCGUCCCCUCUUGGUGGUCAUAAGGGUCACCUGUCAUCCCAGGCUCAGUGCGGAAAGUUCUUGCACAUGGCUGUCCCUGUGCUGAGGGGCAAGAGUGCAGGAGACAGAAAGUGUCCACUUGGAACCGUGGAGUUCAAGAGCAAGUGUGGUUUCAAUUUUGAUGCGAUUGUACAUAACCUCUAAAAGAGGUUAACUGGCUGGGUGUGGUGCCUCAUGCCUAUAAUGCCAGCAUUCUGGGAGGCCAAGGUGGGUGGAUCACCUGAGGUCAGGAGUUCGAGACCAGCCUGGGCAAUAUGGUGAAAUCCCUCUCUCUACUCAAAAUACAAAAAGUUAGCUGGAUAUGGUGGUGUGCACCUGUAAUCCCAGCUACUUGGGAGGCCAGGCACGAGAACCACUUGAACCUGGGAGGCAGAAGUUGCAGUGAGCCAAGAUUGCGUCAGUGCACUCCAGCCUGGGUGACAGAGUGAGACUCUGUCUCAAAUAAAUAAAUAAAUAGGUUAUACUAAAUAAUGAAGAAUGGAAGGAAGAAGAAAGAGAGGAAAGAAGGUUGGAAGGAAGGGAGGAGGGAAAACUAGAAGGGGAAACCGUGCUUUCUGGUGAGGCUUCGAGUACAUUUUCCUGCAGGCUGGUGUGGGUGAGAAGUUUGGUCCUGCCUGCAACUCUUCUGAAGGCCAUUCCAGAGGAGCAGCUGCCACUGCCCCGGGCCCCUGAGCUCUGAGCAUGGGGGGUUCCCCUGGGGAGACGCGUGGCAAGAGAAUGCCAAUUUCUGCUGAUCUGUUACUGUGUACCGAGGCCUGGGUGUGUUUAAGGCAGACAGCCAGGUGAAGAUCCCAGGUAUCGGCCUGCUGUCAUCUCCUAGGAGUGCCCGGGGGACGGAAGCCUGGGGGAUUCUUGCACUUAGCAUCCAGCCAUGCUAAUUACACUUUUUGGCAAAGGAAACAGCUAGGAGCAGUUUCUUUCACUCACCCAACGCUGUUUUCUCAGUGUUUAGAUCUCAAAUCAUUACUGGGCUAGAGGGAGGGCAGCCCAGUAGUGUGGCAGGAGGAGGAGAAGGCUGCCUGCACCUUGGUGUGUCUGUCAGAUGCCAGCACUAAUAACCUGGCUUCUGUGAGGCCUGUCAGUGCUCUCGGGAAUGAAAGGGGGCCCUUGAGAGGUGCUCAGUGCCAGCAGGCUGUGAACGCCCUCCACCUAGCACCCCUGCCUCCUCGUUAAAGAUGGUGUUACCUGUCACAUAGCAGACACCUGGUCACUGCACACCCAAAAGGCCCCAAGGCAGCCUUGCCCCUCAUCCAGUCACACCCCAGCACCCGCCCUCCUGGCCCCUGCCUUGGCCUCCUCAGACCAGCUGCACCCAGCCCCCCACAUGCACCCCUUCUUCAGAUGUGUGCAGGGCUGCGUUUUACAGAGCAAAGACAGAUGUUUCAACCACACACUUUAUUAACUUCUAAAAGCUGUGCUCAGGACACCUUUCCUGUCAUUAAAAGUUUGAUCACUUGCUACAUUCAUGAUCUUUAUGUGGGGCUCUGAUCUGGUGUUCAGUCUAACCUCUCCCAAACCAGCAGUCCUUUGUACCCCACCUCUCUCCUCAGGGGCCCACACCCCCAAAUGACUUUCCUGAUUUGUGUAUUUCCCUGCAAAAGGCUUCCUUUACCUAGCAUCUGCCUCCAGCAUGAGAAGGGGAAUGAGUGCGACCCGUUUGCCAGUAGCAGACGGUGACCCGGGGGAGGAAAUGGCAGAGCCUGGCAGAGACUCCCCGUCUCCAAUUGACCAGCUGAUGGGAUUCCUCUUCCCUCCAGUGUCUCCCACAGACUAGAAGAAUCCUGGUACAUUUAGCCCAUGAGCCUGGCACAGAUUCCUACCUAGACAUGAGGCCCUCUAGACAUGACUUUGGCAUGCCAGCCUGCUGGCGGUGGGUUGGGGAGACAGAGGGGAUGCUCACACCAGUAAUUCUCAUCCCCCGAGUGCUUUGGAUCACCUGGGGAGAUUUCACAGAAUACUGGUGUGGGGGUUCCACCUCUGAUGAUGCUGAGUGACAGGUUUAGGGUGUGGCCCAGGCCUCAAGAUGUUUCAAGCCCCCAGGUGACUUCGUAGACACCCCAGCUAAGUCCCUAGAGCCUUGCAUCUUCCCCAGAUGACCUCAGAGGGCCCCAUUUGAGGGAAAUACCUAGCUUCAGUGACCAUAAGAAUCCCCCCCAGAGAGCAUGUGAAAUGCAGCUAUCAGGCCCACCCCUGGAGAUGAGCUAAGGUGGGUCAGGGGUGAGGUGCAGGGACCAGUGCUUUUCACAAGCUCCACACCUCCAAGGAAAUGCUGCUGUGGUCGGGUCCACAGCCUGCGACUCCGAGUCCUGUUGCCUGUGCCUUGGCGCAUGUGGGGUGGAAUCUCAGUGGCCCUGCCCCGAGGAGGAUGUGCAUUAAGGUGGUAGGAGAGGCAGAAAGAGCUCCACCUGCUCCCUGCCCCACCAGGGACCCCCAAAACCUUCAUGGAUGUUAGAGCAAGUGGCUAUGCCACAGCAGAGGAUGAGGCUGGAGAAUUUAGUAAGAGCCCCUUGUUUUGGGGCUGAGUUCUUUUUCUAGCUGCCCUGUCAUCUUUUUCUAGAUGCCAUCUGCCCCUGGAUAACCCACUUCUCCUCCCUUAUUGUAAAAUUACAGGUGUUUAAAGACAGCCACAUCUAGUGAGACCCCAAGGUCCUUCAACUAGGGUGGGUCCUGGUGUGUGGAGCACAUACUCACUUCCCUCCCCUGGCUCAGGACUAGGGUCUGAAAUGAGGGAGACAUGAGUGGCUUUCUGGAAAACUUCUCUUCCCAUCGUCCUGCUUUGCCUGAGGCCCUUGGUUAAGGCCAGCUUUGGGGAAUAGGGCUUGUAGUGAAUGCCAGCUAUCUCAUUUUGCUAUACUGCAAACCCAGGCUUGGUUCCAAGCUUAUGGGGGCCCUGCCUUGCCCCUAGUGGGGUUCAUUUUGGUGUCACAUCUGGUCAGACCCUUCAGAGAGCCCUUCCCCAGCCUCCAAAUCAGGGAAAGAGGAAGGGAGAGAGGAGCAUUCAAGGCUUAGAAGAAGGUCUAAAAUACAACAACCUCGGAGGAACUGCCAGGGUCCAAGGGCUGGCACUGGAGGAGGCAGCCCAGGACCCCCUGGGCUUCUGAGCUGGAGGACCAAGGCCUUCAGGGGCCCUAAGCACAGAAAGCAUCACUCCUCACCCCCACCCCAAGCCCUGGCAUCCCCCUGCGCUUUUAAAAUAACCAUUUUCUAGAUAUUUCUGAUGGCAAAAUUCUGGGUGAGUUCAGCCAAGCUGACCUUUGCUUUUUUCUUUCCCAACAAGGCCUUGCUUUUUGGAAUCAUCUUAGCUGGUACCCAGGCAGAGAGGCAGUCAUUCGUGGUCAUCGGGAUCCUGGCUCUGUGGGUUGCCUUCCUCCUGGUCUGCAAAGCCGCUGCAGACAGGGACUUCUUAGCUGCUUCCUUAGGUCGUGGCACAUAGUGGGUGGUUAAUGAAUGGAAGAGGGAAUGAGCGAUCGAGGGAGGCAGGAAGGAGGGGAGUGAAGAUUUCUCAUCCUUUCCUGUUCAUUGAAGACAGCCUCCUGCCUGUGAGUUCUUGACUCUGGAGUUUUACAAAGCAGUCACAUUUCAAAUAAAAGUCUGGGAAAGCAACACAGCAUCAUCAACUUUUAAGUUUGCUAAAUAAGGAUAUAAAAAAAGAAAAAAUAUUAGAAAAUUGCAGUCCCUUACUGUUUAAAGAAACCAAAAGAAGGAAAAACAUAAUUUAGCAUUAGUUAAAAAAAAAACAAAACAAAAAACCCCUCGCCCCCACCUCAUUGUGUUGUCUUUUUUCCCCCCUUGGAAACCAGUGAAAGUUUGGUCAACCACACACUGUAGUAGGGCUAGAGUUUCUCUUCCCAUUUUGGAGGUGGGAGAUCUAAGACCCCAGGUAGGGGUGUGGAGUCCAAAUGGACACUUCUUUCCAAAGCUGAGCACAGACCGACUCACAGGCCCUUUUUCCAGUCAUGGCCUCAGCAAAGCACUUGGGGGAGGCUGGCAUCUGUGAUGUCUGGAGAGGGGGUUUCUGGAACCCCCAACACUGGUCAGUAACUCCACAGAGGCCAUUGGUGGUGGUGGGGUCUGCUUGCAUCAGCAGACGUGUCAUGGCCAUUUCAGUGGUUGGCCCUGAGCUGUGUUUCUUGGUGCCUGGCAGAGGGGUUACAGCGGGCCGGAGGCCAACUUGCUCAGAGCCACACUUCCCAAGAAGCUGUAGGAUCUGGAACUCUGCCCUACCUUCCUGUCCCCUGCUCACUCUAAGCCUCCAGAAGUCAAUCCUCUGCUCACCGGGACCAUACCUAGCAUGGCCCAUUGAUGUGUCCUGUUUGACGUGUCCAGGGUUUCAAAAUUUUUGAAUUAAUUUCCAAAAUCUUAGGGUUUCAGCUAAAAACCUGGAUUUUUCACUUUUCUCAUAAAAAUCAGGAUGUGUGUUUACCCCAGUCCCCCUUUCCCACAUGGCUGUGAUCCGUCCGCUCCUUCUAGUGGUACACAUGCCUUUCUUAACGUGCCCGGAUCCCCUCUCAGCCUGAUUGUCAGGCCUGGCUUUGACAUGAUUCAGCUCAUGACCCCUGCACAGCCUCAAGCACCUAAUUUUUGAAGGUCAGUGAUGUCACUUAAAAGCCUGUUCAGGGCAGAGCAUUACACAGGAGAAUGGCUGAGGGAGCAGUUCCAGGCAAGGGAGGGUGUCCAUGGGGAAGUCUUUGGGAGCAGUCCUGGAGACCCUCACAACAUGGCCCCACUCCUCAUUUAGGUGGGGCGGGGUGGGCUGGAAGCCCCUGGCAAAGGGUCCCAGGCUGUGUGAGACCCUGCCCAGCACUCCUUAAACUGCCAAGAUAGGUGGAAAGCCCCAACUCAGAAGACUGGCUGGGUUGUACCUGGCUCAGUGACUUCCCCUCUUUGAGACUCAGUUUACUUUUCUGUAAAGUGGACCUAAUGAGGCCUGCUUGGCUUCAGCUCCAGCGACUUAGGAGACUUAAGCAAAGCAAGAAAUGGGGAAGGAGUUUAUUUAUGUCAGGAUCCCUGGAUGAAUGCCCUCAGGUCUCUUGGAGGGGGAAGCAGAAAGACUGCUGAUCGGGCAGGGGAUGGGGACUCCCUGGGUGUGCCCAUGGGCAGUCUCAGUAGGAGACUCAGGCCAGGCUCUGUCUGUGACUCCUGCCUCUCUGGCAGUCUCACUGCAUCUCACUGUUCAAGCUAGAGUCUGGUCCUUGCCCAUCAGCAGGUCCAGGAAGAUGUGGCCCCAAAUUGUCUGGACCUGAUGUCCUAGAUUCUAAGCACUUGGCUUCGUGGAUAGUUUGAGAAGGUUGCAGGAUCCAGUAGCUGGACCACAAAAUGCAGCUUGGGGGCUCAGCUAGGAUGGACAGACUGGCCCAUGGUUGAGACUUUGGACCUGAGCUGAGUCCUGGUUCUACUACUUCCCAGCUGUGUGACCUGAGACAAGUGACUCACCCUCUCUGUGGCUUGUUUCUUUUCUCUAACAUGGGGCUAAGUGGGGUAACUAUCUCUCUGAGCUGUUAUGAGUAAAUGAUCCAGUGGGCAUAAGGCAUCCAGCACAGAGCCUGGCAUGUAAUAGGCCCUUGAUAAGUAAAACAGGAGGUGCAGUCCUGACGGAUGAAGGGUACUUGCCCCCUACCCCUGUUGCAAAGCCCCCUGUGAGGCAGCUGCUAUGGCAUGCCACCUCUGCUACACACUCAAGAAACACUUAAGGAUAUGACUUUUCCCUCUCAAGUUUGAUGGGGUCACUCUGUUCCUUCUAGACAUGACUUGUGAUGUGAACUUGGACAAGCCCCUGCUGUCUCUGGCCUUCAACACCACAUUUGUAUCAUGAAACUGCCCUUGGCUUGAAGCUAGACCAUGGGGGUGGCAGCUCUGAGUCCUACAAACAGUAGGGGCAGUGGUGGGGAUGGGCAGCCUGAAGGCCAUGCACAGCAGUGCCUUCCUUGGGGAAAGGGGGGACCUCUGGAGCAGUUGGCUGCCCUGCAUCUCAGACUGUCCUUACCCAGCUCCUGAGCUCCAAGGUCACUGAGGAGUCCACAUUGCCAUAUCUGCCUCUUACAGGGUGCCUACUGCACGCCCAGCCUACAUUUGCUAAUGUCCUCAAAUCCCCAUUGAGAGGAAACCAAUGAGGAAACAGAAUUAUAGUUUAAUUAAGUAACCUACUUAACUUGUGGCUAAUGCAUGGUAGGGUUAAACACAAGCCUGACACCUGUCCCUGUGGAGAAGCUGCAAGCCAUGUGACCCUCCCUUUCCAGGAACCUGUUGGCAUUGAUACAGGUUGACAAAGACCAGUUCUACUCCUUUGUCUGCCAUCACUCCAGUCAAAUCCAGGGACAUGUGAGGCAAAGGGAGCUCUGGGAGGUGGGGCUGCUGGUGUGGCUGAGACCCCAACUUCAGCAAGAUGGUACCCCAAGCUCUCAGGGUGCCCUGUGGUCUCCUUCAGUCAGAGCAUUGAUCAUGUUUGUAACUGUGGUUGAUUCUUACCCAUCACAGUAGUUACAUCUUAUAAAGUUGCCUCCAAAACUGAGUUAGCACAUACUGAACUAUUGUUCCUAGGGGAAAAUACAGGGCUAGGUUCCUGCAAGCUUCUGGUCAUAACUUUUUCAUUGCCAAUCAGUGCAAAGGCUUGUUUCAUGUGCGUUUCAUGAAAGAUGAUUGAUUUACUAUAUAUUCUCGAUUCACUAACAUUGAACUCAGCCAACAGCUCUAUAACUCAUGACUGAACAAAGCUUAUCUAGCACACGUGUUUUCUCUAUAAGGCAUAGCAGAGCCUUCCGUGAGCUUAAGAGCACAAGACGGCACUUCAAUGCCAGGCCUGGGGAGCAUUUUAAGCAGCCGGAUCACCAACACAAAGCACAAACAUGCACAAAGCAUGAUGCUAAGUAGACCGUGAGAAGGAUGUUUGCUAUAGGAUGAGAACGGAACCGCGAAGGCAGAGCGUCACCUUGUUCAACCUCAGCUGAGAACAUGUGGUCAGGCCACUCACACUUUUUGCUGUUCUGUGCAUGUCACAAACAAAAUGAAUGCACCAUGAGUAUUAAUUUCAGGUUACAGACAAAUUUUAGUGAGUAGGUGAUUUUGCAAAUGCACGGAGGUGAGGAUCUACCAUAUGUACUUAUCUUUGCCUCUGAUUAUUUGGUUUCCACCCAAGCACCUGUUCAUCAGAUUGUCUUGUAAUCCCAAAGGCCCAGCAAAGACAAGUGCUUGUUCAGUGUCUCUUGAGUGACUGAAGAACAACACACUCCUGGCCUCCCUACCCGCCCUCAGCUAGACCUAGCCCAUAGCCUGCUGUUGACACUCCAUGUGUCUUUGUUGAUCAGAUUCAUAAAGACAGAUGGGAAAGCGGUACCCCUCUUGCAGGGCCCUGAUGCUAAGACUUGUUGAAUGUUGAUGCUGCCACCAGAGAAGCGUGACAGGAUGCAGACAGACUGAAACCUGGAAUCUUCUGGGGACAUUCAGAUGGUGUCACUGGACUUGGCCUGUGGGCUCUCAGCACAUCUAGGUACAGGGGCCCAGGGUGACUCUGAGUGGUUGAAGUCCCCUGGCCAGAUGCCCUUCAAACGGGCCCCUGGCCAUCUUAGCCAUUGUCACCUGAUUCCAUUUCCUCUGACUCUGUCCUCAAAAGGCAGCAUCUGAUUGUGAUUUGGCCCAGAAAUUCCUAGCCAGAAUAUUUCCAGUGUGGUUCUUGUGAACUUUCCCCUUUCCCUCUCUUCCCUCCUCCCUCCCUCAUUUCUUCAUUGGGGAGAAAGAAUUUGGCAUUGGAGUAUCUUACUCUGUCUUGCUAAGCAGUUUAGUUAGACUGCAGGUCAGUCUCUGUGGUGUGACCACCCCCCAGUGGCAAGGAGCGGCCAAAACUGAACUUCUGGGCAAGACAUGGGUAGAGCAAAGAGAGACCACACUUGGCACUUGCUGCCCAGAAAGGACCUGCUCAAGCCUGGCUGGCCUUUGCCACAUUCAUUUCCAGUUCUGUUCAUCCAUACUUUCAAAGCUUUAGUGAUGAAGUACUAUGGGUCAGGAAGGAUGCCCCGCACUCGAUGAAACAGACAUCUUCUCCACCCACCUUUGUGGAGCUUUCGUGUAGUGGAGGGGACAGCUUCCACCCAGGAACGAUGUUGUUAUCCACUGUGAUGACUUCUGGGGAGAUAUGGGAGGGAAUAACAAAGGGGACAUGAUGGGAACUGGAGAGGGACUCUCCAGGAAGCCACAUUUAGGUGGUGACCUCAAGGGUGAGGAAGAAUUAGCCAGAUAGAAAGUUAAAGGUAGCAGCUGGUGCACCUCUUGAGGGUGGACGGAGGAUGGGCUGCUUGAUGAACUGGUGUGGGCCAGUAUGGCCAGGUGCAGCCAGCAACAGGGAGGCCCAGGAUGGGCAGAACCUGGGGGCCUGAAUGGUGGAGUCCACUCAUCACCGCAAGAGACACAUCAGGAAGCUAGAAGGUCAGCUGGGGGAGACAGGAUGUGACACACUGGCCAUCACCACAGGUAGAAGGGAUUGGAAACAGUAGCCCGGAGAGGGGCUGUCAUGGUAGGAUCCUACAGUGACUGAUGGAUGCCUGUUGUUUAUGAUCUUACCCGUGAAAGCGCUAAGGAUGCGCCUGCUUGCUUACCCGUGGGAUCAGCCCUACCUUCCAUGCUGCUGAACAUAUUCUUAUGCGAGGGAAAGAACAAAAAGGAAAGUUGGCAAGAAAGAGAGGGCAAAGAGAGACUGGGAGAAAAAGAGGCCCGAUUUCCUCUCUCUGGUAGUUGCUGAAUUGGCGCUCAAGAAGGCAGAAAGGGAAGGGCUGACUUAUGUCCCUCUGCCAGGAGAGGGGAAAGGAGGGAGGCACGAUAUUGACUUAAACGUGGGGGAUUUAAAAGGCCCCUAUGUUCCCACUUUGUGCUUUGCUUCUAACAGACAGCCUGGGAACUUUGAAGUCAGUCUGGCCCAGUGGGGAGCGGGCUUCUGUGGAGACAAGAUGCUAACGGGGGCGGGAGAAGGGGGCCAGGGGGCGGCUGAAACUCUAUUAGGCAUGCUCUAGCAAAAAGAAAGGCAAAUCCAAUGAUAAUGUACAUCUGUUUCAGGGAAUUUAUAAGCUUUGAACAUUUUUUAUGGGCAGAUAAGUGGGUCCUUUUCUUACCAUAACUUAGAACUUCAAAGCUGAGUGUGUGGAUAAUGCAAAUUGCUGAAAUAUGAGAUUUUCCCUACAAAGAGGUUUCCAAAAAAGAUGAGGAAGAAAAAGAGAUGGGGGAGAGAGAGAACGAAGGCUAAUUGAUGCCACAGUCUUUUAUGUACACGGCGAAAACGGGACAGAAAUUGAUUUUUAUGAAAUAAGAAAUUGAUGGGAGAGACAUGGGGAGGGGCGGAGGCAGCCUCAAGGCAGGUGCUGGGAGGCAGGGACUGGGGCUGGGUGCGGCAGCCUCCCCGGCUGGCUGUGGGUCAGCCCUGCAGGGUUGAGCUGCCUGGCUGUGACUCAGGCCCUGGGGCACAUCACCCUCCCUCUACGAGCCUUAAUGGGGAAGACAAGAAGAACACUGUCACUUGUAACGGGCAUGCAAGGACACUUCAGAGCCAGCCAAGGCAGUGUCAGCCCAGAAGAACACCCUGGAACAUCCAAGGGGGCUCUGAGGCAGGAUGGAACCCCCUGGUUUGGGGAAAUCAGGAAAGGCCUCCUGGAGGAGAGGCGAUUUAGGGGACAGGUAUGAUCCUGAGGAAGGUCAGUGGGGUGGGACAUUUCAGAUGGCAAAACAGUUGGAUCAGUAUAUCCCCAGUGUCGUGCCUCUGCCACCCAGAUCCCACCACACUCAGCCCUCUGUGCUUGUCUUGUCUCCCACAUCCCUAACCCCAGGAACUAUCAGGAACACAGUAAACAUUCAGUGCAUGCUUGUUGAAUGAAUGAAUAAAUGAAAGUGAAAUAGUGAGAACACAGAGCUGGUUGGCAUGCAGCAUCAACCAGCUGUUUCUUUUCACUACGUUACAUAUCUACAGUGGCAGAGUCAUACUAGAAUGGGUGACAGGAUGGUGUUGUGGUCCCUGUAGUCGAUCCCGUCAUCCUUUCUGCCCACAGAUGAUUCAUCUAAGUCAGACAUGGCAAAGCCCUCACCUUUGUCAGUGAUUGGUUCAGGAAAGAUCAUGGGAUCCUAUUCUGGCCAAUUAGAUCUGAAGGGAAGUCUGUGGAGGAACUUGUAACAUGUCUUGGUGGCAGCUAUCUUGCUACAGCCUGAGGACUACAGAGCACAGAAAAAGAGAGCCCUGGGUCCUCAGGGAUGUUGUUGUAUAAGCAUUCAUACACCACCUGGCAGCCACCCAGUGUCUGCACUUUAGAUGUUUGGUUUUUCUCAGGAGGAGAUCCCGAGAUGAAGACUCAGGAGCAAGUUGUUGGUUUUGAGGUGGUCCUGGGAAAGACUGGGAGGAGAGUAGGGAAGUGAGGUGGGAAGGGAAGGGAAGUAAAUGUGGGCACCUGGAGCUUAAUCCUGAGGAACUCCAGAAGCCCACGUGGAACACACCUCAGAGUUAUCCCACCUGCACAGGAAGGGAGCCGAGGUAUCUCUCCACUCAUCCUUGUCAGUCAUCGGUCAAGGGCUAUUUCAGUGCACAGGCAUAGGCUUCAGCGGAACUGCAGGUACUGGCAGUUGGAAAUUGGACCCGCAAACACAAAUGAUUCCUACAGGGGAUCCAAGCCAGGCACAGGCAGUGUCUGUUACUUGGGGUUUCUGUUGCUGAGAGUCGAAAGCAUCCUAACCCAUGCCACGUGAUCAUAGAAGGGCCUCAGAGGAAAAGGAGAGGGGUUUGGACAUUUUCCUGCAAAUCCAUGGGGAGCCAUUCAAGGCUUGAGGCAGGUGUCAACCACGAGAACAUUAAACGGGCUCUUUUGGCAGCAGAGUUGGGAGUGGUGUUGAGGUAACUAGGAAGACUCCACAGAGGCUCAGCGACUGCCUCUAUCUGAUACUCUGCCCGCAUCCUGGGUGAUUUCCACAGGUGCUUGAACCCCAGUCUCUCAAUGUUAUGGCCCUCACCAUCACAAAGGCCUCCCUUUUCUCUCUUCCAUAGCCACUCACUCCUGGGCCCGCUAUGAACCCAGAAAUGCCGCAGCACAGAAGCCACACACUUGGCCAUCUUCUGUCCUCAUUCCCGUCCUUCUCACCAUCAGUCCCACUUGGUUCUUCCUGGAGUCCCUUUCAUUCCCUCAUUCCCACUUCCUGCUGCUGUAGAGCUGCCUGUGGCCUGGAUUUGCACUCUCGGUCUAAAACCCUCAUCUCCAACACCUCUGUCUUUCUGCCCCAUCCACUGGACAAAAGGUGACCCUGGAGAACAUUGCGCACUCAGAAUCAAGGGCUCUGGGGUCAGAUGGACAAUUGCCAUUAUCCUAAAAAAGUUGCCACUGGACUUUCUUGUCCCUAAAUCCGCUGGGCAUUUCAUUGCUACUUUUCUUGACUUCCUGACUGUUUUAGUGGUACUGACAUGUCCUCCCUUUCAGAACACCCUGUGCCCUUGGAUUCUGUGCACAGGAAACUAGUUGCAGCCCUGGAUACACUCUUUCUUCCUUGUAAUAGAGCCUUUGAUUUUGAGUCCAGGAAUAAAGACUACAGUUCUGAGACUCUUUUGCAAAUAAAUAUUGUGACUAAACUCUAGUCAAUAGUGUCAUGUAGCAGCUCCUGGGAACAUUCUUUUAAAAGAGAGGUUGUUUAUACCUAUUGUCAUCUCUGUUCUUCUGUGUCCCUUCUUCUAUUUUGCUCCCUGGAAAGCAGAUGUGAUGGCUGGAAUUCCAGCCACCAUUUUGGACCAUGAGGACAACCCCCUAGAAAUGGUGGAAUGGCUGAAAGAAGCCUGUGUUCCUGAGAACUUACCAGGACCUCUAUUCCAGGCUUGGACACCUACAUUUAGACUAUCAUAUGAGGAAGCAAUCAACUUCUCACGUCCCUCAAUCGCUUUCACUUACAGCCAAACCUGAAUUCUAAGUGAAAUCGCUUUCUUGAGAUCAAAACUGUUGGAUUUUCUAUAGAAGCCCUGGGGCCACUUUGAGCAGUCAGAUUUGUCCGAUCCUCCUUUAAAGAUGGUGGCAAUAAAACUGGGACAUGGGACCUGACUGGGCUUUGUUUGCAACUUCCUGACAAUCUAUAAUUAUUUCAAAAUAAAAAUAAUUUAAAA
Molecule: messenger RNA, 17112 nt
Organism: Callithrix jacchus (white-tufted-ear marmoset)
Lineage: Eukaryota; Metazoa; Chordata; Mammalia; Primates; Cebidae
Gene: NKD1
Product: NKD inhibitor of Wnt signaling pathway 1
Biological process (GO): negative regulation of Wnt signaling pathway
Cellular component (GO): cytoplasm
Molecular function (GO): calcium ion binding
Source: RefSeq, a predicted model, not a curated record